AUGGAAGAACUUCAGAUUGCUUUUGUGGGUUCGCCUCCACCUUCAGGAGAGGAAAUUUGCGCUUCUGAUAUAAACUUUGAUAGGACACUUCCUGGUUUGCAUCAAUAUCUUGGGACAGAUUUUGUAGAUGUAGGCGGGAGAACGUUUCUGGAGCCUGGGAGUAAAACUCAUAUGUAUGCAUUUUAUCGCAAGGAUGUUGUUUUGGUGCCCGGACAUUCUCUUCCACUGAUACCUUACGAUCCACUGGAAUCAGAUCUCCUCCAAAAAAUUAAUAAGGAGAGAAAGCCGUUGAUAUUUCUCCCUGGGUAUCAAGAUCAUGUGAGCUUGGGGGAUUUUGUUGGUUGUGUUGGCACUACGGCUGACUUAGUUGCUAUCUGUAUUCCUGAUUCAAACGAAAAUGCUCCUAUUCGUGCAAUGUUUAUUGGCAGACAACGGAUUCGUAUCACUAAAGCAACGCGUGACUCUUUAUACCCCCUUGUUUGUCAUGGUACAAUUUUACCAGAAGCAUCUUUUGAUCGUGAAAUGGCCAGUCACCCUUUGGGUUGGGGAUUGAUUCCUCGAUCAUGGGCUCGUUUUGGUCGUGAUCCACUACCAGCACGUCCAAGUGCUCAUAAUUCCAACUCAAACCAAGUUUCAGCCAGUGUAGCGUCUACAAAGUAUCCAAACAGUCGUCCCUCUCACAAUAGUCUGCCCAGUUCUCCCCCAUCACAUUCUCUCACAGUAAACUUUUGUAUCCCACCAGCAGGUAAUGCCUUUUCUAUUUUCGAUUCCCGGUUGAGUACUUGGAGAACUACAGGACCUAUCAGCUCUGGCAAUACAUAUCCGUCAUGUAGCUCCGCAGGAGCUCGACUUGAUCACUUUGUUGACGAUGGUUCAGACCAGGAAGAGAAUUCAAAAAAAUCGAAAUGUGAUCAUGAUAAGUUUGACAAUGAAGGCGAUACAGAAUUAAAUUGUGCAUCAUCCAGUUAUAAUAAACAACAGGGUGCAAAAUCAGGAAAUAAACUAGCUAGAUCUUCCUCACUUUCAGAAGACAUUGAAUUAAUUGUGGAUCGUGCUGUUGAUCGAGUUGGUCGACCAUUCCAUUAUCGUAUCAAACAGCUUUGUGAUCCUCGUCUCUUGGCUCGUCGUGAUGUUUUGGCCGCAGUUGCACAAUCUUAUGCUUCUUUGCCAUAUUGGGUUUAUCGGCAGUAUGAUUUGAAUUAUUUAGUUGCAGCCAUUCAAGCGGAACUUUAUAAUUGGAAUGAUACUUGGCAAGUUGAUAAAUGGAAUCCUGAAUUAGCUGUUCCUUUUUCUUACUGGCUAAUACAGAAUCUUCCGAUGUCUGGUUCGUUGAAAUCUCAUAUAUUGGGUAUUGAUCAUGUUGUACAACGUUUACGAGCUUUGCUGGAAGUUAUACGCCGUUCGACAGCCUGUGUUUGUUCAUCAUGUGAUGCAAAUAUCACUUCAAACCAAUAUAUUAUAUGUCUUGCUCAAGAGGGAAGUUCACAGACGUAUAUUAAUCCAUCUGGUAUUUUACACGAUAUUGUGACUGUGAGUCAAGUCACACCAAAUUCUGUUAAUCUUAUCGGUGAGGCGUCAGCCGAAUAUUCUUGGUUUCCUGGGUAUUCUUGGACAAUAGCCAAUUGUAAUAGUUGUUACCAGCAUAUGGGUUGGUUAUUCAAAGCCUUAAAUGAUCAAUUACGUCCACGAAAAUUUUGGGGUAUUCGACGUCAGACAGUUGUGCCCGGUUUAAUAAGUGCAUCAGAUUGGCGUCCUUGUAUUUAA
Molecule: messenger RNA, 1764 nt
Organism: Schistosoma rodhaini
Lineage: Eukaryota; Metazoa; Platyhelminthes; Trematoda; Strigeidida; Schistosomatidae
Source: the annotation of a GenBank genome assembly